Molecule: messenger RNA, 1465 nt
Organism: Exophiala xenobiotica
Lineage: Eukaryota; Fungi; Ascomycota; Eurotiomycetes; Chaetothyriales; Herpotrichiellaceae
Exons: 2
Coding region: 309-620 (103 amino acids)
Biological process (GO): intra-Golgi vesicle-mediated transport
Source: RefSeq, a predicted model, not a curated record
ACUCGUAUUAUCUCACCAGUUACGGAGUACGCACAGAACAGACUCGGACUCGCGCUAUUCUCUCAACGUCCCGACUCACAGCUCUGCCAUCCUCCGCGUGAUCCUCUCUCGAAGAUUGUGGCGGAUUGGAUUCGACUUUCUCCCUCGCUCUGUGAUCUCCUGCCUGGUGCAUUCUGACCCAAAUCCCCUGCACCUUUAAUUCAUCAGCCACCUUUGACUGCGCACAACUGGCAUUCGACCUACGCCUCAUCAGCCCUCAACCCCGUACCCUCUACACAAACAGAACACACCGUAAAGUCCACGGCAAAAUGUCCGACGCAUACGCCCGCGAAGAACAGAACAAUGCGCUCCUCUCUUCUCUCUCCCAAAAGACCUCGGCUCUCAAGCACAUCACAUUGGACAUCUACGACAACGCGCGGUCGCAGGAGACGCUCGACAACACGAAUGAAGUGUUCAGCAAUAUGAGCACGAGCAUCCGCGGGUCCGCGGGCCGAUUGACCCGCAUGGCGAAACAAGGUGAUAAAAUGGCCGUGCUGAAGUUGGCGGGGAUCAUUGUCGUCGUGUUGCUCGUGGUGUAUUGGGUGGGUGGAUGGAUCUUGGGCCUUAUCUUUGGGCGGUAGCAGCGACAGGGACGUUGACAAGAGUCAUUAUGGUCUUAUCAGGUCGAAAAAGGGAGUCUUGGACGUGAAGCAGGCAGGUGCCGAGCUGAGGGGAUUGGUUUCCAGGAGAGAGCGAGAGCAGGAAUAGGUACCGUCAAUAACGUGCAAAAGCGAGGAUGCUGGAAGGAGUGCAAAAAGAAGUCGGGGGGUUUUCACGUGGCACCUGGAUGUCCAUCCAGGACGCGUUGGAUCUGACUCGGCCACGAAAGCCCUGAAUCAUAACCAUACCCAGCUUCCUGGUCGUGGGGCUUACAAAAGAGACCUUUUGCUGGUCUCACGGACGGUCCCAGAAACGUCUCGGCAAUAUGUCACAUACUGGACGAAGGGAGCUGAGCGAGAGAACAGCCGGCACGAUCAAAGAGGACGCGACGCCCCUGAUAUGCCCGACGUGCAGAACGACAUGUUCGACCACGCGUGCUAUGACCUCUCCGACAUGGGUUGGGUCCCUGCUGCCAUCGACCGCUAUCUCCAUGGGCUGGGCGCACGAUUUUCGGCUUCUUGUUUUUCUUUUUCUUUUUUGGGGGCUUGAUUCACCUUGGGGAUACUGAUACUUGUGCCUGCUUCAGAAGCUAGAGUGGAAUGAGAAAAGGCAAAACGAUGCAAGGCAAGGCAAGGCAAGGCAAGGCAUAUUAUCCAGCGACGGGAGUUUGAACGGCAAUUUUCCUUUUUAACUUGGGCUUGUCUUGGUCAGCUGGGCACAGCUGGGAUACUGUAUAACUUAGUUACUGUCUUGCUGUACAUGCAUGCCGACAACAGCGUGGUUGAUAUCGAUACCAUCACUCAAUAUUUACCGUGGCAUUUCCAAA